AUGGCUUCCGCCGUCAUGCCCCUAGGUCUCGCUGCUGAGAAAUCGGCACCUGCAUCUGUCCUUCAGACAGCAUCGACCGGCAUCGACAACAUUGGCAUCCGGGACAGCACAAAUGCCCUCAUUCCUUCACCAACGCGUUCUACAUUUGGCGACGAUGUCACGCCAGCUUCGCCAACGUCGCCGACGAUGAGCCACUAUACCAUACAGCAGAAGACGCAAGAAGCGAGCUCUCCGUCGGAGACCAAUACAAACAGCAUCCUCCACAGCCAUCGCAUCAACAACAGCGCCUCCAAGCUGCCCGCUUUCCGUUUUGCCGACCUCAAGAAGGACACACUCGUGCUGCCAUCGCGUCUACAGCGCAUGCCGCCGUCGCCCGUGUCGCUGCCAUCGCUAUCGCCCAGUGCUAAGGCAAACGGUGUGGCCGAGUCCUCGUUCGAUUCCCAGGAACGCAAGGACCAGGAGCGGACGCACAACGCACUUUCCGCUGUAACUGGCGCUACUGGAACCGCCCCGCCUGCGACAACAAAGCGCCGAAACAGCGCUGGCACCAUCAAUGCUGGCCAAGCUGGCAACAGCGCCAAUAGCACAGGCAGGCCAUCCCCCCCCAAAAGCCACACCCAUGCACACUCCCUUUCAGGCCCGCCAUCCCUCCCUGUGCCAACAACAGCACCAGCGACCUCGCGUACCUUAACCCGCCCGAGUCCAGCCACCGAAACUAGCACUCGGUCCCGCGUGUCGUCGUUUCAAAAUACUGUGCCCACGCCUGCGGCGCCCGAUUCGCCCAAAUCGCCCGAAUCGCACCAAAAGGAAACCCAAAGCCAAAACUACGCACCCAAUCCCAAACACUCCUCGUCCUCCUCGUCCUCCACCGCCAUCACCGCUUCUUCCGCCGUCACCGCCGCCACGUCGCCCUCCACAAAGAGCGCCGCCACCACUUCCACGGUGUCGUCGUCGUCCUUAUCGUCGUCCUCCUUUACGGCGCCGACCUUUACGUCGUCGUCCUCUGCGAUUUCGUCGUCUGCCGAAUUGACUCCGCUCGACGACGUCUCUCGCGAUUCCCAGCCAUUUCACGACAACUCCCCGCCAAAGGUCGUUGUUUCGACCCCUUCUCCCAAUACUACCGUAGCCUUCGCUGCCAAUCCCCUGUGUUCGCCAUCGCCCACCCCUGCAUCUUCCAGGUCACCUAGAUCACCCGCUUCUCCCACUUCUCCCGCGACUCGAGAACGUGGAUCGCCCGCGCCCACUUCUCCUGCUGACACGGCAAGACUGCAACGUACCCUCACCGACCCGAGCCCGUCCAAGAAGAAGAGGUCGCAGCACCGCCGUGCGACUGCGUCCUUUGGCUCCAACGACCUCGACUCUGACGGCCUUGCAGCAACGUCCUUCACGAAGCGCUUCCCAGCGAAGGCAGAAUCUCAGGUGGAGAACUCUGCGCCGACGCCGAUUCAAACACCGGCGACAGCCCGCGCCGACAACCGCGCUGCCGACCACGACGACGAUCUUGCGGCCUCAGAAGCCACCGGCGCAGACCCGCUCUCGCCCGAAACGUCCACCCAGGAGUGGGCCAAGGGCCAGCGUGAUCUGGUUUCGACCGGCAAGACCAAGGUCACGGCCAAGACCAAGACCAAGUCGAGCUCUCUCGACAUUGAUACGCAGGAGUCUGCUGUGUCCGAAACGUCAACAACAGCGCUCGCCACGCGACGCUCGCUGCCCCAACAGUCGCUCCAGUCGCUCCAGUCACCGACGCUCCAGUCUGCCGAUGACAAGCGAAAGACGUCCUCGCGCCCUCCGCUCUCGUUCCGUGCGCCCCGCAACGAGGUCCCGACGUCUCGUCCCAUCAUCCCACCCAUCCGAUCCUUCCGCUCUUCCGGCUCGCGCAAGAGUCUUGGCUUACAGGACAUGAACCUUCGCUCGCCGGGCGGCGCCGCCUCCUACGAUGACGUCGACACCGCUGACGGCGGCGUACUUGAUCCCCGCCAGCGCGACCGCACUCUGCGCGCCCUUGAGGGCCGCAACGCGGCCGACGACGACGAUUACUCUACCGGUACUCCGCUUCCACGGCGCACCGAGCCCGAUACCACGGGUGACGUCUUUAUGCGCAUAGCGCGCGAAGACGAUCGUCAGCCCGACGAUCCCAACGCAACUUCCCGUAUAAGUCGCACAACAUCUCAGCGGAGGCCUUUUUCUGCUGCCGUGCCGUCACGCCAAACUACAUCACCGCAAAUCACACGCCGUCUCUCCGAUCAGCGGGAAACUGCCCGCCAACGACGGUAUGCCGACGAGCAAGCGUUGCAGCAACAGCAGCAGCAGCAGCAGCAGCAACUACAGCAACAGGCUGCAGUUGCACGGGACACACCGCUGCGGACUUUGGCCAGCGAGCGGACUACGCCGCUGCGGUCGGCAACAGCAUCACAGCGGCCUGACCCCAUUCGCACACGCACUGUCAUUUCAUCAGCACGACCAUCACCGAGCACGCCUCGAACAUCUGUGUUCUAUGACACGGCGUCUGACGUUGGUACCAACUACUCACGGAGGCGUCCUUCUGUGACGGAACCGAUCAGCAGCGGCACCCCAUUACCACUGCGAACCUCGUCCAUCAAGACCGCCCAUAAUUAUGCCCGCACUUACAACUCCUCGCCACUGGCGCCACGACCCGCCGAUGCGCCACGCCAGGACAUGCACGAUAUUGGCCAUGGCGGCCAGGGUGUUGGUGGUGGCAUGGACAGUACGGAGUCUACUGCUUCGGCCGCGCCGUCGACGGUCUGGGAUGAGCUGGACGACCUCAAGUCGCGUAUGCGGCGGCUCGAGUUGACCGGUAAGAUUCCACCCGCGGCUGGUGCGGCCAUGUCGCGGGCAUCCGACGAGCGGCCGCGCACGGCGACCACGAGUGCUACCACACUCUCAGGCUCACCGAAGCGCGUUGCGACAAAUGGCCAGGCCGCAGACGUUCGAAGCACGACCUCGUCUCAGCUCCAGCAACAACAAUUGCAGCAGCAGCCUCUACAAUCGCCCCAGCAAGUCAGCCCUCCGGUCCUGCUCUCUGCCCUUCGUGGGUUGAAGCCACAUGUGAGCGAUGAGGUCUUCGGCGCCAUUGAGAAUGCUGCGACGGAAGCCUUGGCUCUGACGCAGAUGGUGGGUGUUGCAGGCCAACCCGGCCCGAUUUCGAGCGGCGCGAGUAGUAUUGGGACCAGCAUGCCGUCCACGGUGACGGAUCGACAGCUCCGCCGCAAGGCCGAGAGUAUCUGCCGAAGCCUGACGGAGCUAUGCUUGACGCUCAACGACGAGGCGGCGCAUCGGAAGGCAGCGGCUGCGGCUGCGGCCGCCACAGCCCAGAUUCAAGCGAACCUGCCACCGCCACCGUCACAACGACUCCAGUUGCAGCAAGAGCAACAGCAGCAAUUGCAACAAGACGACCAGCAGCAGCUUCAGCUUCAGCAACAGCAAAAGCAGCAGCAGCAGCAGCAGGACUUGCAGCAACGGCAACAGCAGCUCCAACAACAGCACGAGGACAUCCGCCAGCAUCAGGCGCAGCGGUCCUCACGCGACGACACCAUCACACUCUCGAGCCCGACAACGACAACGAACACGGCCUUUACCAACCUCGCCAACUCGCGGCGCGGCAUGGUUAUGGAACCCGCCGCAACACCCGCAAAGCUGCAAACCAGCCCGCGCGCCCCGACACGCUAUGAGGACCGUCGCACGUCGUUCCUGAACACACCCACACUGCCCUCGCCACGCCUUGCCCUUGGCCCACCCGUGUCGAGUGAAAAUGCAGGCCGCCGCUCGUCCCUCAUGAUUGCGCGCACACGCCGCGCCGCCUCUGAGGAUCCGGAGGACAUGCCACAGUCGACCGGUCGCCGUUCGUCCCUACUGCGGACCCGGCGCGCGGGCACGGAAGAACCCGAGGAGGGCCGCAAGUCGUCUCUGCUGUACCGCUCGCGGCGGACAGUGCCGGUGGCGGACGAUGGCGGUGUUGGUGUUGACGACGAAGUGGACGGCGUACAGCAGGUCCGGUCACCCUCGCGCGCCUUGACCGAUGUGGCGGGCUUGCGGCCGGCGCAGCGCGGACCCCGCGAGUACCACCCUCGGGAGUACCAGCCGCGGGAGUACCCUUCGCGCGACUACGGUGGCCAGAUGCAACAACAGCCGUCGCAGAACGCUCCUACGACCAAUGCAGCUGCCGUAUCGGCCAAUGCCAACGUGGCACAGGCAAACAAUGUCGAAGUCAACAACCAUUCGCCACUGGCAUCGUCGGCUCUCCCGCGCCGCCGUCUCGUCCCUUCCAGCCUCAACUCGCGCCUGGUCACACCUCAGACGACAACAACCGCCAUGACCGCGUCGUCGCCGCUGCUGUCGAGCCGUCGCUUCCUGGAGCGCAGCGCGCAGCAGCAGGAGCGAGACGGUCGUGAUGGCGGCAGCACCGUCGGCACAAGUGGCACUCUGGCCGAUAAGUACGCGGAGGACCGCGGGCAGCGGCAGCUGUCGCUCGGCCAGACGUCGCUGCUGAGCCGCACGACCAGUGUCAGCAGGCGGCGGGAGAGCGCGCUGCCUAACCUGUCCUCGGCCUCGUCCCAGAUCGGUGGAUACCGGUGA
Messenger RNA from Sporothrix schenckii 1099-18, 4593 nucleotides. RefSeq lists its product as uncharacterized. The transcript is spliced from 2 exons. The record is from RefSeq and is a predicted model, not a curated record. Bases 1 to 4593 code for a protein of 1530 amino acids. NCBI's taxonomy places the organism in Eukaryota, Fungi, Ascomycota, Sordariomycetes, Ophiostomatales, Ophiostomataceae.